AUGUCAUACAUAUCGUCCUUAAAUCUGCUCAACGCAGAUUCACCUGCUCCGAUCAACGAAGAAGUAUUUCAGGAAGAAUUAGCUUUAUGGGCAAAUGCUCAGUUCAGUUUUGAUACCACUCCAGGCUCUGCCUUAGUUGGUGAAGACGACAAGAAGGAUGAAAAUCUGUUCCAAACAUUUACCAAAUUGACCCAACUUAUUCAGCCCAAUGUCAUGCCACAGCCAUCAAUUGGAUACUACAACCACAACAUGUCUCCUGUACCUGCAUCUAAUCUGCCUCGUAUUGCACCUGCUCCUGGACCUCCAAGCGGCAUCCAGUUAUUGGAAUCCAACAGCAAGAAGCGUCCUUAUGAAGACGAGUCUGAUUUAAGUGUAGAUGAUGACAAGAGACGCAGAAACACAGCUGCUUCUGCUAGAUUCCGUAUGAAGAAGAAGCUCCGUGAGCAAGCAUUGGAAAAGACAACCAAGGAAAUGGCCGAGAAUGUUGAGAAACUCGAAUCCAAAGUCAAAGAACUCGAAAUGGAAGCAAAGUGGCUCCGUGCCCUUGUUAUUGAGAAAGACCCUAAUCUUUUAUCCAAGCAAGAACAAGCUGACGAUGAAGCAGAGGAUGCCACUCAAGAACAAGACAACUAA
Messenger RNA from Mucor velutinosus, 633 nucleotides. RefSeq lists its product as uncharacterized. Gene Ontology annotation, cellular component: nucleus. The transcript has 2 exons. Gene Ontology annotation, biological process: regulation of transcription by RNA polymerase II. NCBI's taxonomy places the organism in Eukaryota, Fungi, Mucoromycota, Mucoromycetes, Mucorales, Mucoraceae. Gene Ontology annotation, molecular function: RNA polymerase II transcription regulatory region sequence-specific DNA binding; DNA-binding transcription activator activity, RNA polymerase II-specific. The record is from RefSeq and is a predicted model, not a curated record. Bases 1 to 633 code for a protein of 210 amino acids.